Molecule: messenger RNA, 420 nt
Organism: Cyclocybe aegerita
Lineage: Eukaryota; Fungi; Basidiomycota; Agaricomycetes; Agaricales; Hemipholiotaceae
Source: the annotation of a GenBank genome assembly
AUGUACCGAGUUGCGCCAGGGUAUCAGGACCCCUCUCGCGCCGCUGCGCCUCCUAUAAACGCUCCCAUUCUCCGCACUAUCGAUUUACCACCUGUGGACGGCGACUACAACGAUGCAGAAGUGCUACGCUUCGCAAUGCAGGGUAGCGGCACACCAUCGGUGCCACACCUACUACUCUCCAACGCGUCGGUGGCACAUGCGCCUAGCCGCCACGCGCCCGUCGCGUCUCUCGACGCACAGAUGGGUCGUUUGAGCAUUUCGGCGGUUCAAACGCCUGCGUCUGAUCCCUCUUUGGGCAGACUCGCCGCCUCUGGAGGCGCGAGGGCUCCACCGCAGCCGCCGCGUCAAGGCAGCAGGCGUACGUCUCCUACUCCUCAGCUUCACGCUAGGAGACAUCCGUCUUCGCAUCGCGCCGGCUAG